This is a messenger RNA of Myotis myotis, 1327 nucleotides long. RefSeq names its product high mobility group nucleosome binding domain 1 (gene HMGN1). The coding region runs from base 194 to 562 and encodes 122 amino acids. The transcript has 6 exons. Gene Ontology annotation, molecular function: nucleosomal DNA binding. Gene Ontology annotation, biological process: chromatin organization. Gene Ontology annotation, cellular component: nucleus; chromatin. The record is from RefSeq and is a predicted model, not a curated record. NCBI's taxonomy places the organism in Eukaryota, Metazoa, Chordata, Mammalia, Chiroptera, Vespertilionidae.
GGCCGGGGGAUGCGGGGGGAGGAGAAGGCGGGCUCCCAAUCCGGUUUCAUCUGGUUCUCCCACUGCCCCCAUCGCGGGUCCGAGCAGCUUGGGCGGCGGGAGACGCGGCAGCGGCCAGGCAGCCCAGGUUCGCCAAGCCACUAGGCGCGCCGCGGCCCUCAGGCACCCAGCACGCGCCCGGCCCGCCGCCACGAUGCCCAAGAGGAAGGUCAGCUCUGCGGAGGGGGCGGCCAAGGAGGAGCCGAAGAGGAGGUCGGCCCGGUUGUCAGCCAAACCCGCGCCUGCGAAAGCGGAGGCGAAGCCCAAAAAGGCGGCGGGAAAGGAUAAGUCUGCAGACAAGAAAGUGCAAACAAAAGGGAAGAGGGGAGCAAAGGGAAAGCAGGCGGAAGUGGCUGACCAGGAGCCUAAAGAAGACCUCCCUGCGGAAAAUGGAGAAACUAAAAACGAGGAGGUUGGAACGUUUGUGUUGUUGGUUUUUACGCUGACAGUAGAUAAUAAGUUACACUUUUAUGUAGCUGAUAAGAUGGUAUUUAUCUUUUAUAUUAAAUAUUUUGUGGCUUAGUGGUUGACUGACAUCCAUGCGCAGAGACGUCGCUGGUUUGAUACCCACUAGGGGGUGUGUGUCCUCAUUUUUCUAUAUCUUUCUCCCUCACCCACUCUCUAAAAUCAUUAAAAACAUUUUAAAAUAAAUAAUAAGUGGACUGCAAGGUUUUGAUAAAUAACUUUAAGCCAACUAAGCCUCUUUUUACAUUAUACUGGCUAAACUAGAAAAGAAAUAAUUUAGGUACUUAUUUUUAAGCUUUUCUACUUAUAGAUCAAAUUUUAAUGUAAUCAUCUACUAAAUUGUAAGGUUUACAAUCACAGUAUACUUUGAAUUCCUAGUUCUAACCACAGCAUCAAAUAUGUGAUAUAAGAAGACAUUACUAAUCUAGUUAUGAGGGAAGUAUUGAAUACAUGUUAUCAAACUACAGUUGAUUGUUGUUACUCAUGAUGGUUAUGUUUUAAGAGGUUGCUGUGAAUACUGAACAGUUAGGGGAAAUGCAGGGUUAGAAUCCUUUACACUGAUCACAACACUUCAAUUGAUUAUAACUUUAUUUCAUCUGUGUUUCUGUUUAAUAUAUGUUGUCAGUACAUUAGCAUUGAACUCAGGGCCAACAGAAACAGCACUGUAACUCAUGCCUAAAUGAAGCUAUUUCCCCCCCCCCCCCCAUGUGUAUUUUCUCCAUAAGACACAUUACAACAUCCUUGCACUUGGCAAUACAAGACAAUACUAUACUUGUCUAGACAACAUCAUCCCCCCACUGCCUGGCGCGCGCCCCCCCCCCCA